Molecule: messenger RNA, 533 nt
Organism: Hibiscus syriacus
Lineage: Eukaryota; Viridiplantae; Streptophyta; Magnoliopsida; Malvales; Malvaceae
Product: co-chaperone protein p23-1-like
Exons: 4
Coding region: 69-350 (93 amino acids)
Source: RefSeq, a predicted model, not a curated record
CAUCUUGGAGAAGGCUGAGAAGAAGAAGUGGAAAAAAUUAUUGCGUGAGGGCGUCAAGACUCCCCAUUAUGUCAAAGUGGACUGGGACCAAGUGGGUGGAUGAAGAUGAAGACGCUGGUGGUGGUAUUGGUGAUAUUGAUUUGGGAGGAAUGGACUUCUCGAGCUUUGGCAAUAUGGGAGAUAUGGGUGAUGGUGGCAUGGCCAAUUUUGAAGACGAUGAAGAGCAAGAAGUGGAAAAGCCAGCAGAAGAAGACACUGACAAGGCCGAAGGAGAUGCAAAGCUGGAGGAGACUUCGGAGAAAAAGAACAUGUACCGAGCACAUGAUUUCAUGUCAGCCGAAGAUAUUUGAACUUCUCCAUGGUUGUGAAAUCAAACUGUGCUGCUUUGUAACUGAGUGAGAAGAAAACUUGCAUUAUCCAGUACAGUAAGAUAUAUGUUUCUAUGUAGUGGAUGGGAACUAUCUUUACAACAUGAAUUAGGGUGUUUUCUAUUUGUACCUUUGGAUCAUUUGUUCGAUGGACAUACGUUUAGA